Canariomyces notabilis is the source of this 1257-nucleotide messenger RNA. Its product is annotated as TPT-domain-containing protein. The record is from RefSeq and is a predicted model, not a curated record. Gene Ontology annotation, molecular function: antiporter activity; nucleotide-sugar transmembrane transporter activity. Lineage: Eukaryota; Fungi; Ascomycota; Sordariomycetes; Sordariales; Chaetomiaceae. Bases 1 to 1257 code for a protein of 418 amino acids. Gene Ontology annotation, cellular component: Golgi apparatus. The transcript is spliced from 2 exons.
AUGGGAAAGCGACGGGCUGUUUCCCCGUACUCUUCAUCGCCAUGGCCGCCAUCGAGGGUCGGGGCAGAGAAGGAGCAUACUCGGGCAGGGGAAGACGAGGAGAAGUCAAGUCUAGAGACAGGAAACGACAGCAGGCUUGGCCUCCUUCCAGAGAAUGGGACAGAGAAGCAUCAACACGCAUUUAACGGCUCAUUUACCUCAGCCCUGAUGUGGAUGACCGUCAAUACUCUGGCAACAAUAGGCAUUGUCUUCACCAACAAAGCCAUCUUCUCCGAACCCUCUCUGAAAUUCGCACAACUCUCCUUUGCCGCAUUCCACUUCUGCCUCACCUACCUUACCCUCUUCACCGUCUCGCGCCCUCGCUUUGCCCUAUUCGCGCCACGGCACAUCCCUCUGCGGGAUAUCUUCCCCCUGUCCGUCGCCAUGUCGCUCAACGUCAUCCUCCCCAACCUCUCCCUCGCCUUCUCCACCGUCACCUUCUACCAGGUAGCCCGCAUCCUGUUGACGCCGACCGUCGCAGCCCUGAACUACCUUCUCUACGGCGCCACCCUCCCGCGCGGCGCCCUGCUGGCCCUCAUCCCCGCUUGUCUCGGCGUGGGCAUGGUCUCGUACUACGACUCCCUGCCGCCACCAUCCUCUCCCAGCAGCAGCAUCAUCACGACGACGCCCACCACCACCACCACCACCACCACCACCACAAUCACAGCCGUAAAAACUACCUCCCCAAUAGGCAUCGCCUUCGCACUAGCCGGCAUCCUCGCCUCGUCGCUGUACACAGUCUGGAUCAGCGCCUACCAGCGCCGCCUAAAAGUAUCCAGCAUGCAGCUCUUGCACAAUCAAGCGCCCAUUUCCGCCCUACUGCUACUCUACGUGAUCCCCUUCGUCGACGUCUUUCCGGGGAGUGCCACCACCGCCACCACCACCACCAGCUGGCGAGAAGCCUUCAAGCUGCUAUUGUUGUCCGGGAGGGGGAUGCUAGUGCUGCUGAGCGGGGUUUUCGCUGCGCUGAUCAACAUCUCGCAGUUCUUCAUCGUCGCCCGCGCGGGGCCCGUGUCGAGCACCGUCGUGGGCCACGUCAAGACCUGUGCCAUUGUCGCCCUGGGCUGGCUGGUCUCGGGCCGGGCGGUUACCGACAGGGUUGCGGCUGGGGUGUUGAUGGCGCUUGCGGGGAUUAUCGCGUAUUCGGCGGCCAUGUUGAGGGAAAGCGGGAGGGUGGAGAGCAGCAAACGGAGGCAGACGGCGGCGGCGGUGAGGUAG